ACAGACCUCUUGCCAGCUUCUCUCAAGUCACUUAUAAAGUACCAGCCCUAAUUACACAGACUGCCAACCUGAGUAAUUAUUCUCCACCUCACAACUUCAACAAUGAUCAACAACACCUCUACCACUUCUGGCGAUACCCUUAUAGAUGCUCAUUGCUCCGGUCCGCAUGUAACGUUCACCAAGGAAAACGAUCAAUCAGACCAGCUGCAGGCUAAUGUACCCCUGUUACUUCAACCUUCAUAUGCUAGAUCAAAAUCACUACUCUUCGAUGAGCUACGCAAUUUCCGAAUGAGCCUUAGAUGGUGUGCACUUGAUCAUUCCUCUUGCAUAGGAAAAACUGUGUCCUACUUUGUUUUCAUUUUCCUUGCCAUUAUUGUCCCGAUUGUAAGCUCCCUCUCCAUUAGAGUCCCAUCCUCAGCACCAGCUGACGACCCUAUUUCUUACAACAAGCUGGUGCAGGUUCCUGAGUCUGCCUUGGCUUUUAUAGCUUUCUUUACUCUUUUCCGUUUCUUUAAGAGAUACGGUCUCCGCCAGCUCUUGUUCCUCGAUGGCUUACAGGAUGACUCGUUGUUCGUUAGACAAGGAUACUCGCGCGAGCUCGAUAAGGCUUUUCGGUACCUAGCCUGCAUAUUGCUUCCAUCUUUCUUUGUCGAACUUGCACACAAAAUCAUAUUUUUCUCCACAGUCAAAAUAUGGUUACCUUAUAAUAUUAGUCCUCACGGUAUUCCAUUGAAUUCCAUCAUGUUUGUGUUGGUGCUGGCGUCUUGGGUUUAUAGGACAGGAGUGUUCUUGUUGGUUUGUGUCCUGUUUCGGUUGACUUGUGAGCUUCAGAUACUCAGAUUUGAAGGGCUUCAUAAGUUGUUUGAGGGUUGUGGAUCCGGUGCCGGUGUCAUAUUCAGGGAGCAUGUUAGGAUUAAGAAACAAUUAUCUCUUACAAGCCAUAGAUAUCGAUUCUUUAUCAUAUCCUGUUUGGUUACCAUUACAGUUAGUCAAUUUGGAGCAUUGUUGCUGGUUUUGGGAUUCAACACUCAGAAGAGUUUCUUCAAUUCCGGAGACCUUGUGAUAUGUUCAGCAGUUCAACUAAGUGGAUUCUUCUUAUGUUUACUUGGAGCUGCAAGAAUUACACAUAGAGCUCAAGGUAUUGUGUCAAUAGCCACUAGAUGGCAUAUGAAUGUUACAUCUGCAUUUGCCAGGGUAGACCAGGGAAAAAACCAUGUGCUGGAAGCUGAUGGGAGUCUAGCAUUCAAUGCUGGAGACAGCGAGUCCGAUUCUUCGGACUUUUUCAUUGCAAUUUCCUCACAGGAUCCAUGCACCUUCCAAACCAGGCAGGCUUUAGUGGCUUAUUUGCAACACAACAAUGGGGGGAUCACACUGUUUGGAUUUGCACUUGAUCGAGGAUUGCUUCAUACACUCUUUGCUUUUGAGUUCUCUUUGGGGAUGUGGAUUAUGAGUAAAGUGGUGGUUUUGUCUUAAGAAGUUGUUAUGGUACUAUUUAAUUUACCCCAGCAAUGCCUGAGAUGUUAUAAAUUUAAAUCUUUAUUCUGAAUUUGUAACUUGGAAUCAUGUUUAUUGAAGAAUAAUAAGAUCUUCAUGUUUGUUAUUGCUA
This is a messenger RNA of Populus trichocarpa (black cottonwood), 1606 nucleotides long. RefSeq lists its product as uncharacterized. The record is from RefSeq and is a predicted model, not a curated record. Lineage: Eukaryota; Viridiplantae; Streptophyta; Magnoliopsida; Malpighiales; Salicaceae. The coding region runs from base 103 to 1473 and encodes 456 amino acids. The transcript is spliced from 3 exons.